GCUGCGGACCCAGGCGAGAUGGCGGCGACCGAAGGGGUCGGAGAGGCUGCGCAGGGCAGCGAGCCUGGUCAGCCGGAGCAGCCGCCGCCCCAGCCGCACCCUCCGCCGCCACAGCAGCAGCAGCAACAGGGAGAAGAGGCGGCGUCCGAGGGGGGAGAAGCGUUGGCAUCGCCAAUGGACGAUGGGUUUCUGAGCCUGGACUCGCCUACCUAUGUCCUGUACAGGGACAGAGCAGAAUGGGCUGAUAUAGAUCCAGUGCCACAGAAUGAUGGCCCUAAUCCAGUGGUCCAGAUCAUUUAUAGUGAAAAAUUUAGAGAUGUUUAUGAUUAUUUCCGGGCUGUCCUGCAGCGUGAUGAAAGAAGUGAACGGGCUUUUAAACUAACAAGAGAUGCCAUUGAGUUAAAUGCAGCUAAUUAUACAGUUUGGCACUUUCGGAGAGUUCUCUUAAAGUCACUUCAAAAGGAUCUUCAUGAAGAAAUGAACUAUAUCACUGCAAUAAUUGAGGAACAGCCCAAAAACUAUCAAGUUUGGCAUCAUAGGCGAGUUUUAGUGGAAUGGCUGAAAGACCCAUCUCAAGAACUCGAAUUUAUUGCUGAUAUUCUUAACCAGGAUGCAAAGAAUUACCAUGCCUGGCAGCAUCGACAGUGGGUUAUUCAGGAAUUUAAACUUUGGGAUGAUGAACUACAGUAUGUAGACCAACUUCUCAAAGAAGAUGUGAGAAAUAACUCUGUCUGGAACCAAAGAUACUUUGUCAUUUCUAAUACCACUGGCUACAAUGAUCCUCUUGUAUUGGAGAGAGAAGUCCAGUAUACUCUGGAAAUGAUCAAGCUAGUACCACAUAAUGAAAGUGCAUGGAACUAUUUAAAAGGAAUUUUGCAGGACCGUGGCCUUUCCAAAUAUCCCAAUCUGUUGAAUCAGUUACUUGAUUUACAACCAAGUCAUAGUUCUCCCUACCUAAUUGCCUUUCUUGUGGAUAUCUAUGAAGACAUGCUGGAGAACCAGUGUGACAACAAGGAAGACAUUCUUAACAAAGCAUUAGAGUUAUGUGAAAUCCUGGCUAAAGAAAAGGACACUAUAAGAAAGGAGUAUUGGAGAUACGUUGGAAGAUCUCUUCAGAGCAAACACAGCACAGAAAGUGACCGGCCAGCAAAUGCACAGCAAUAACACUAUCCGGAAGAACUUGAUGGAAUGCCUUUAUUUUUUA
Molecule: messenger RNA, 1204 nt
Organism: Elephantulus edwardii (Cape elephant shrew)
Lineage: Eukaryota; Metazoa; Chordata; Mammalia; Macroscelidea; Macroscelididae
Gene: FNTA
Product: farnesyltransferase, CAAX box, alpha
Exons: 9
Coding region: 19-1164 (381 amino acids)
Biological process (GO): protein farnesylation; protein geranylgeranylation
Cellular component (GO): CAAX-protein geranylgeranyltransferase complex; protein farnesyltransferase complex; cytoplasm
Molecular function (GO): protein farnesyltransferase activity; CAAX-protein geranylgeranyltransferase activity
Source: RefSeq, a predicted model, not a curated record